Yamadazyma tenuis ATCC 10573 is the source of this 6368-nucleotide messenger RNA. NCBI's taxonomy places the organism in Eukaryota, Fungi, Ascomycota, Pichiomycetes, Serinales, Debaryomycetaceae. The record is from RefSeq and is a predicted model, not a curated record.
AUGCCCAGCUAUUUUGUGGAAUUGAGACAUACAGCUACCCAUGAGAAACUUCCUAGUCUAGCCCUAUUGAGAACCACCGCAAAAAAUGCCCUUAAUUGGUUGUACGACAACUACUGGAAUAAAAUAGAAGACAUAGAAUCAGAUAUCGAAGAUGAGGUUGAAGAAUUGUUGCUGGAACGUGACCAGAUACUUAUUCAGGAUGCUGUGAAAGCAAGUGAUUCUAGUAUAAAGGAGUUGGUGGCUAACUUGAAAGUGUACAAAAAAAUUAGAAAGCAAGACUUGAACUUUAUCUACAAAUUCGGGAACUCCUCUGACACCGGUAAAAAGUACUGGAAAGCGGUGCUGAAGAUCAAGUCCAUACUAGCAUCCAACCCUCAAAUCACAUUUAGAGUGUUAAUAUUCAAGGACUUUUUGAUAUACAACAAGAUGGACCCGGUCAAGGCCAAGAAGAUCAACCUGUUCUUAGCUAUUCUUUUCAAGCUUUAUAAUCCGUUGUUGGAGGAGUUGGGGCCUUACUUUAAAAGGCAAUUAUAUGAGGUUAUUUUACGUCUGCUCAAACUGGAGUUUACUAUGGUGGAAACUCAAAUCAAUAAGAAGCUCGGGUUUGAAAUCACUCACGAGUAUGAGACGACUCAGCUAUGUGGAUGGGUGGUGUAUUUGUACUCGUCAAUGGAUGACCAAGGCAAGAAGAGGAUUGGUUCGCUAUUGCAAGAUAUCAGCUCUCUCAACGACGAAUCCAAAAUGGAGAUUCUUCAAGGUUUGAACAAAAUUGAGCUUUUAGAAGACGAGAAACAGCAAGUGGAAGUGGUGCAUGAAAGUGUGGGAAAAAGGUUGAAGCUCAAGAAGUACGAGCAGGUAGAGUCACUUGACUCUAUACUUGGCACUCAAGCCCCUGCUUUGAAAAAGCAGAAAAUACAACCCAGUGACGACGUUUCGACCUCCAAAAAAACCUAUUUCUUUGAGCCCCACGCAAAAUGGACUGCCACUCCUUUUGGCUCCAGCGUGUAAUGUACCACCAUCUGUAUUUUAUUGUAACAUAGUCAUAUAUAACUAUACGGUUUUAUCGACAGGUAUGCUAACUCGCGCUUUAUCUAAUCGCACACUUAGGCACAAAACAUCAUCACUAGAACAGAAGGCAACCUCAAUCAAAUACGACUGUCUGACCAAACAAAUCAAACAUCCAUGCCAUGAGUCCUCAAUGGCUUCCCCAGAACAUACAGAAGAGGCUCUUGUUGUACGUGCUACAGCAACUCUCGUUGUUCUCCGAAAUCGAUCUCCCUAAUCUUGAGGAAGUAUCACUCAAUAAUAUCCACCUCAAAGACAUCUCGAUAGACCCCGAAAAAGUUGGAAAACUCCCCGGAUGCAACCUUCGGUACGGCCAGCUUGGAAGCUUGGAGUUGAAUGGAGGUGUCAUGGGAGGAGUCAAUAUUGAGGUAAACAACUUAGAUAUUGUGAUUGCCCCAAACUUGGAUAUAAACGAAGAUAUCACCAAGAGUGUCCAGCUACUGUUGGCGCAAAGCACGGCUGACUUGGCUCAGACAAUAAUGCUCAACCAAUCUGAAGUACUACAAAUGGGAUCUCUCGAGGAUACAAUCGAACUUCAGGAUCCAACAUGUAUACAACCCGAUGUCGCUAUCGACACCAGCAACUCGGACCUGUCCAAGUCUUCUGCAUCAUCGGCAUCUUCUCCUACGAUACCGAAGCCCUCUGCAUUGGGGGGUGUAAUGGCUCGUGCUGUGGAUAUGGCAUUGCUGAGGUUGCAAGUUUCCAUCAAGAAUGUGAACAUCAAGCUUUUAUCGGAGCUAACUGAUAUUGUCAUCAAAGUCGAAGAAGCCACGUUGAGUACCGUGAGUGGGACUCGUACAACUCAUCUAAAAGGUGUGAGCGUGAUAACUCUUAGACCUGCUUGUAGUCCUGGUGACUGUGAAGCCUCGAAUAAUGAAUCUAAGGACCUGACUUCAGGUACAAAGGAAGAAGAUAGUGACACCAGCAGUGAUGAUGACAACGAUGAAAUCGAUAGCUCGUUGAUGGACAGCAUGGUAUUCACUCACGAAGAAGCCAGUUCCAUAUAUAUGAGUGCAACAUCCCAAUCCUUUAAGCCAGACAGAACCGAAGCAACCCCUACGCUUUGUGAUAAGGAUCCUAACAAGCUGGAUAAUGUUAUAAUGUAUAUGGACUCACUUGAUGUGGAAUUCGAAGGUCUUAGUCUGAUAUCCAAUGUGUUUGUGGAAAUUGAAAAGUUAACAUUGUCUUGCAGCCCUUUGGUGCCUACUGUUUUGUCAGUUAUAAAUGGCAUUUCGAGAAGUUUGAAGUUGAAAAUAUACCAGAAGCGAAAAUCAACCACUUCAACAUAUCAAUCCAAUCCCCGUUUUCCGCAAUACGCCUCUCAAAGUGAUGAUAUCAACGAAACUUAUGACAAAGACUUUGAGGACGAAGAUGAUAAACACAAUGGGCCUGAUUCCAGUACUUCUGGUGACCAGCAGCAACUCUUCAACCGUCUUCAUAUAGGUGAGAUAAUUUUAAGUGUCACCUCAGCUUUGAAUCUUUCUGGUGAAUUCUUAUCACCAAACAACAAUUUGUACUUGAGCGUACAGAAUUUCAACAUAAAGCAAAAACAUGAUACCCUUAUUUAUGGGGGUCUUGAAACCUUCCAAAUCAUCAAAACCACUGAUGGAAAGGCAGAAAAUGUGUUGGAAUUUGAACAGUCCGUAUCGGAAGAUGGUGAACCUCCUAAAGCAGACAUAAGAUUCGAGAUGUUCUCUAAAAUAUCCAGUGACUUCAAGAUUAAUGAGUUUACGGCGUUGAUAUCAAAACCAGGGAAGGUAAACUUGGACUCUUAUUCUUUGGGACAUAUUCUGGAGUUGGUGGACUCAUUCCAGAUUAUCAACUCACAUUUGACCGGCUUAUUUGCAAAUUAUGAAAACUAUAAAAGGUUAUCCAACAACGAUAUUAAACCAAACGUCAAAAAGAAUAAAAUAGACAACCAUUUGGUCCUCCAAACAGCUCAUAUGACUAUGCACUUAGAUUUGUCAUCGGAUUGUAGGAUCUGUGUUCAAAUUCUUCCCAUAUUUGUCAACCUGUUGAAUAAUGAAAUGAAAUGUCAAAGGGUCAUAGUGGAACACCAUAGAGAUGGAGGCGUUGAUAAGAUUGCAUCUAUCUCCAAUAUUUUUUUGUCUACUAAAGCACAAGAUUUCAAGACUUUUAUAAGUCAUAAUCAUUUAUUUUCUAGAGAUAUCAACGUGAUCUCUUCUACCAAUGUAAGGGUUUCCAAAAUCAACGUCGACCUACUGUUCACAUUAUUGAAGCAUAUUAUCUUGUCUUUUGGCACGUUCAAUGGUAAUUUGAAAUCAAUUCCCAAGAGGUAUAACCUAGUUUCAAUGAACUCGGGUUCGGUGUACAAUCCUAAAAAACUCAAGAAACGGGUGAAUGUAACUACAACAUCCACGAAAAAUACUGCUGAAUUCAACGUCACUUUUGAAGAGGCUAACUUCAGCCUUAAUGAAAUUAACAAACAGUUCGGUUCUCUUCUUGGGAGAGCAGUAAACAUAUCGUUGUUUGAGUUUAACGGUGAGCACAAUUUUGUGUUGAAAGGGGUCAAGUUAAACAGAGUUCUGGGUGACUUGAAUGAGAAAAUCUUCUACAAUUAUGAAGAACGUUCGUUGACUGACAUCUCGGAACCAUUGGUACUUGGUCAGCUCAAAAAGAACGGCUCGACGGAGUUGAAAUGUCAACGAUUCGUUAUUGAGUUCUAUGCCCACUGGCAGAAGCUUUUUGAAAAUCCAAAUGAAGAGAUUAAGGACGAUCUUAACACAUUUACAAAGGAUACAACGGAAGAAUUGAAGAAGACCGAUGUUAGAAUCCAGUUAAAGGACUGUUUCUUUGGUGUUACUCCUAACACCCUUAUAUGUAAGUCGUAUUUGAAUGCGAGCAGGGUCAACUGUGACCUAAUGCUCGGUGGUGAGCAGCUUUACAUAAAGACAACCGUAAGAGAGUUGAGCUUGUUGUUGAUAGAUGAUUUGAAAGAGCUCAGAUCGGUUAGCAUCAAUAAGAAAUAUCGGUACAGUGUUAAUCCUUUGGAUUUCUUCUUAAAAAGGGGGUUUCUAAACAUUGGUAAUAUUGCCAACUUGCACAUUGGGAUCACUUACAACUUCAAUAUUGAAAAGCUUUUGGAAAAGCUGUCCAACAAGAAUAUUUAUAACAAGUUAUCUGCCUUGGAUAUCAAGGUCAACUUAGAUGAGUGUAUUCUUGAGACGUGUGGUGACUCCUUCUACACAUUCAUUCAGCUCAUAAAUGACUUAAAGAUUCCCUUAGUUUUGAAAAACGAAGAGAAGUUCAAAGUGAAUCUAGAACAUGAAAUUAACUUGUUGGAGGGAAUUGAUGAACUUGAACGUCCGAACCCAUCAAAAAUCGAUCUGUCCAUUGAAGACCAACAUACUGAUAAUGACAAGGAUUUCGAGAUCGGGAUAGAUAACUUGAGUGUUGACAACAACUAUUUCAGCAAGAAUAAAUCUUCUCAGAAACAAACAGUGGAUCCUGUUAGCAUCAGUGUGAAUGUGGGUAAAGCCAACUUGUAUAUGUAUGACGGCUAUGAUUGGAAAGAAACAAGAAAGGUGAUUAAAGGAGUUGUCAAGAAGGUUGAAAAGGAAUCGUCUGAAGCAGGAGAAGAUCAUGAUUCAAAUGACGAGACUGUUGAUGACCACUUGGAAAUAAUUCAAGAAACUUUGUUCCAAUCUAUUCAUGUCACGUUACCGAAAGGCAUUGAUCCUAGUCAAUUGACUCAGAACAUUAACAAACAGGUAACUGAGAAUGCUGAUGAUGGCAAUACUGAUGGAACGGGAUAUAAGAAUCUUAAGUUAAAGAGAUCCAACAGAUAUAAGAUGCUAAUUGAGUUGAAAAGUAUCGAUGUUAUUGUGAAUGUUUUCACUUUGAGAAGCCCUGAUGAAGAACCUAUACCUGUCCACAAGGAAUAUGAAGUGUUGAACGAAAUUGAGUUGGUGGUCGACUUGGUGACCAUAUACGACAAUUUGCUCAACUCUACCUGGAAUAAAUAUCUAAGCUAUAUGAACAGUAUCGGUGAGAAAGAAAUCGGAAAGAAUAUGAUUAAAUUCAACCUAACAACAAUCAGAGAUCCUGUUAGUUUGAAUUUCAAUGAAAGUAUUUUAAGAAUUUCAAUAUUACCACUUCGUUUGUUUAUCGAUCAAGACACAAAUGAGUUCUUGGUAAGAUUCUUCAACUUCAACGAUAAAAGAUUCAAGUUGGAAAAGCUUGAGGAGGACAUAUAUGUGAAGAAGAUAGAAAUUCGCAAUGAUAUCAAGAUCAAGGUCGACUACAAGCCUAAGAAAUUAAACUUGAUUGGACUCAAGAAUGGGGAAUUUAACGAAUUGUUGAAUUUGAUUCAUAUAAAUGGACUUACGAUUAACUUGAAUCAUAUUAAACUUUAUGGGAUUAAAGGUGGGGAUCAGAUAUUUGCAAGAUUGUUUGAAUACUGGCUUCCCAAUAUCCAACAAACCCAGUUGGUCAAUCUAUUCAAUGGAGUGGAAAUAUUUAAACCUUUCUUCAGCAUCAGCGAGUCCUUGAAAAAUGUGGUUUUAUUGCCCAUCACCGACUAUCACGAUUUGAACAAUCAGAAGUUUUUGAAGAAGUUGAACAAAAAUGGAAAGGAGUUUUUCAAGAUCACCAGUUAUGAGCUUUUGAAAUUGGGAUAUAGACUCACCAAUGGAACCCAAAACUUAUUGGAGCAUGGAGAAGAAAUUUUAGGAGGUACAGGGUCCAAGUUGAGAAAUCAUAAAGUUCGACAACGUAAAACAAGUGCUGGAGAUACCCAUCUUAAAUUUGAUAAUGCAGAUAUCAUCAGUGAGGACGAGACAGAAGAAGAAGCGGGCCUCUUGGAGAACUCGAUCCGGUUGAACAAGAAUACUAAGAGACUCGAAAGCCGGAACAUUUACCACAAUCCGCACACCAAGAAAUACUCUGAAAUCGAAGAGGAAGCAGAUGACACCGGAGACAGCAGCGAAGAAGAGAUUGAAGAAACCAAGCUCGUCAGUCUCUAUUCCAACCAGCCUAAAAACUUCAAACAAGGAAUUCAAUUAAGCUUUAACUCUAUCAACAAAAACUACAACCUCACCAAAGAUGAGUUCUUGAAGUUGAUAGAACGCAUCAAUGAGUCCGAGACUUAUGAAGACUCCCUCAAGAUCAUCUUGAAGAAGUCUCCACUCUUGUUACUCAGACCGAUGAUAGGCACCACCGAAAUGAUCCUGAAAACCCUUAUUGGGUUAAGUAAUGAAAUCAGCAGCACGGAACACCUCGAGUCGAAAGACAAGUAUAAGGAGUGAUAUCCGGGUUUGUAAAAAAUAUAAAUUACACGUCUA